CAAAAACUCAUGAUAAGCUCGUUACCCUCGUAAAUGUAAAGAUUCAUCGUACUUCUCAUUCAAGUAUCUCGCAAGCCCACAAUAGCUCUGAGUUUGCUAUCAACUACUUCUAAACUCAUGUGGCGCGAACAAGAACACCUCAUAUUAAGGCUCUAUGGCCACGAUGACCCUCCUCGCAUCAUCGCCGUGACGGCAAAGAGCAAGGGGACAGGAAAGAACUAUCCCGCUAUUUAUCUUGACCGCGACAAGAUACCGCUCAAUCGAAAGGCCAUUGAGGCCCUAGCAGAUGCUCUACCCUCUGAUGCGGGCGCUCAUGGACAGAGCAUCGAUGCGUUGACCUCUCUCCAACGGGCUGAGCGUGAAUAUCUCGCUCAGUAUGUGGUGCAGCGGCUUGCUCUGGAAGACGUCUCACGCGAAAGCGGGAGGGAGACCGCCAAAAGGAUGUGCAUUGUUCGGCAAACAGGAGAUCCGUGGGAAAAGCUCGCCGUCGAGAAGCCCAAGCUCAUUAAGUCCCCUCGAUCAAGCCCCGAAAUGCGCCUCCGACCCGCCAUGGACUUUCAUCAUACCUCACUGGAGGUGAAGAACAUGAAUUACGAAACUAAACGUCACAGUAAUGUUGCCAAAUUCUAUUCAAACCUGAGCAAGACAGAAUUGAAGGAUGUACCAUCGACAUGAGAAGUGGAUGAGUCACAACGGCAAGUAGAGUGUACACCCCGAUGUUCAAGCGUGGCUACACGAAUGCAAAGAUAAUGACAGUAAUAUGGAGGGGACCAUGCCUUAUCCAAAAAAAAUCUUCUCUUGUGAGGUUGGAAAGAAUUAUUAUGCCUUCUUUUGAGUCAUACUAAGGAGCUUUUUAAUAGGGAGGUAGAGGACGUAAUGAUUUGAGAGGCUCAUCAUUUUCGAUUUCCUUCCAACGUGGUGCUUUUGAAGCCGUGCAUUGGAACGUCACCUUCAGUAAGUACAUCUCAGAACUCCAUGCCUCGUCAGACUGAAUCCAACAUGGGCCGGACAGGACCAAAAAAGUACUCUGUCCAACAUCGUUGAUUCAAUGCCAAUACAUUUGACCAAAAUUGCGUUUCACCUGCUGUGUAACACGUCAUUCGACUGUACGUAAGAGUGCGAUUGCCUCGUAUAGUGAUGAUCUGCCGGCAAAUUUUAUUUUCAUAAAAUCGCAUUUUCUGCUCCACCAUGCCAUGAUAUCGUCAGACACUUUGUCCUUGCUUUUUGCCGAGACAGAAACUAGCAUUUGCCGAGCCACGCGGGAUGAUACGGGGAAAGAGGCAUUUUUUUUACCACGUGCAAGGACGGCCUUUGGACUUGCUUCACUUCUGGGUGCACCAUCCACAUAUGUAAGGCGAUAUAGAUAUAUAAAAAUGUACAUGAGCUUCAU
This is a messenger RNA of Nannochloropsis gaditana CCMP526, 1390 nucleotides long. RefSeq lists its product as uncharacterized. The record is from RefSeq and is a predicted model, not a curated record. The transcript has 4 exons. The coding region runs from base 118 to 675 and encodes 185 amino acids.